ACAGCUUUUUUGUGACUGCCGAAAAGUGGGACGAUUCCUGUUCAGCGGCUCCAUUUCAUUUACCACGUGCUCGGCCGUGUGUUACAGCAGUCGUCAACUUAUUAUGGCAGGAAAUUCCCUUUAAACUUCCAAACAACAUGGGCAAAACAAAACAGAAAUCAAGGAAGAAAAAAAAUGAAGAUUUUAAAAAGAGAAAAGUCAAAGUUGGCAAAAAGCUGCCCAAAAAGGAUAAUUUUACAGACACCAGCUUUAAAACCAGGACCAUUCAAGUGCUGCAACAUAUUCGUACCAAAGAUCCAUCUUUACCAACUACAAACCGUAAUUUAAGUAUUAAGGAUUUGAUGAGCCAAUGUCAACAUUACAACUCUACAAUCCGCAGAGAUGGCGUGAAUGGAUUACGAGAAUUGUUGGUUGAUUAUCCUGAACUUCUGUCUGAAAACCUAUCACAAAUUAUGCAGAAGAUAGCUGAACUAUUCAUUGAUAAAGAGAGUAAUGUCCGCCAGGCCAACUUACAUCUGCUUAAGUCCAUUUUACCAUUUGUCAGUGAAAACGUGCUCAGUCCUUUCUUUCCUCUGUUAAGUGCCCAUCUGUGCUGUGCCAUGACUCACAUUGAUGAAGCCCGUCAGCAACACUCAUUGUCUAUUCUUGAUCUGCUUUUACAUCAUUAUCCAAAGCAGCUCAUCCAAAAUUCAUGCCAGCUAUUACCAAACUUUUUACAGCAGAUUUCAUUAAUACGCCAGUCCCAUGGUAAAAAAGUUUUAGGUAAAUUAUCUAAGAACAAUUUCAUGGAUUCUAAAUCAUCCCGUUCUCUAAGUGUUGACCCCAAUAGCAAAUUAUCUUCCAUCAAAUGGAGAUUGGGCGUUUUGCAGCGUAUCUCUAAAAUGUUAGAAUUAAUAAUUGCAGAAGAUAGCCAUGCAGUAUCAGGACUUAAUGGUUCAGUGUCCAACUGUUUAACAGCUAAUGGAAUUCACCCUAAUUCUAGUAAGAAUGGUGUUGUUAUUCAAUGGACUGACUAUGAAGAGGAUCAACGUGUUAUACUUCGACUGAAUGAACUUUAUCAAGUGAGAAAAAAAAACAAUUCAAGUGGUCGUCAUCUGCUAAAGGACAAAUCUUACGUGCAGCGUUUCAUCAGAACACUAAUUCCUUUGAUUCUGGAAUGCUGGGUAGAAUGCUGUCCUGAAAUAAAAGUGGCCUGUGGUGAGGCUCCUAUUUCCAUAGAGUCACUACCAGUGUUGGCUACUUUGGCUGAGUUAUUAAAACUGAUAUGUCAGUACAUUGACUUAACUAAACAGUUGGAUAACAUAGAAAUGCGUGGUUGGUUAGUGAAAACCUAUGGUACUGAGAUGGUUCAGCGGAUUAUGACAGUCUUCCCCUAUAGUACCUACACAAAUGAUGACUUCCAAUUUCUAGAUCAGCCUCACAAUUCCUCACUGAACAAUGCAAAAGAUGCACAAAAUCUAGCUCUUGAAAAACAACUUAAUCUCGAUGUGUGUUAUGUUCUAAGUUACCUGAUAACAGAUAACCGGAAUUGUAGUGUGGAACUUGUGAAUAAAACUUUGACGCCUUUCCUUCAUUAUAUGGAGAGUUUUCUUCACAAAUAUCAAGUUAAAAAGAAAUACGUACAGUUGUUUGUUCAAAUUGUUGUACAGCUUCUGUCAGUGGACGGUAAACAAAUUUCUCUUUUUACUUUGUCUUUAUAGCCUGUUAAUAACUAA
This is a messenger RNA of Octopus bimaculoides (California two-spot octopus), 1715 nucleotides long. RefSeq names its product testis-expressed protein 10 homolog. The record is from RefSeq and is a predicted model, not a curated record. Lineage: Eukaryota; Metazoa; Mollusca; Cephalopoda; Octopoda; Octopodidae. Gene Ontology annotation, cellular component: MLL1 complex; nucleus.